Leptopilina boulardi is the source of this 936-nucleotide messenger RNA. RefSeq lists its product as uncharacterized. NCBI's taxonomy places the organism in Eukaryota, Metazoa, Arthropoda, Insecta, Hymenoptera, Figitidae. Bases 121 to 840 code for a protein of 239 amino acids. The record is from RefSeq and is a predicted model, not a curated record. The transcript is spliced from 4 exons.
UUGUUAUUCAAUAUAUUGUAGUUGCUAGUGACGGUCAGUUCAAUUUAUAAUUUUAUAUAAAUAAAUCAUCAUUUAAAUUAUAUAUAAAAUUUUUUUAUAAAUUUAUAAAAUUUCAUUAUUAUGGAGUUAAACUCUGAUAAUUUGUCUGAUUUUGUUAAAAAUGUGGAAAUUUUAAAAAAUGGUGAAACUAUAAAAUUUUCCAUUCAAGCAAUUCCAAAAGAUAGAUACGAUGAAGCUACAGAUCAUAUGUGUAAAUUUUUCAUAGCCGAUGAACCUGUAUUUGAAUCUGAAAAUGUGAAAAAUGAUCCAGUAGCUAUGAAUGAGAUGAGAAAUAUAUUUUCUAAAGUAUUGAAUGACAAUUUAAGUUUAGGGGCAUUUUUCAAUAAUCCAAAUGGUGAAAAAUCAAUUUUGGCAGGAAUGAAUGUUCUUUAUAUUGGCGGAAAGAAUGGAAAAAAUUAUUUCGGUGAAAGUUUUAAAUCUGAAAAAAUUAAAAAAAUAAUGGAUAUUUUGAAUAUUUUAUCGGAAAAUAUUGAUACAAAAAAAUUAUACGAUAGUGAUAAUUAUAUAGGAGGUUUUGGUCUUAGUGUUGAGCCCACUUAUCGUGGAAAUGCAAUUGGUUAUCAUCUUCUUAUGGCACGAAAUGAAUUUGGCAAGAGGUUAAAUAUUUUUUCAAGUGUCACCAUUUUCACAUCAUCGGCAUCAAUAAAAUUAGCCUAUCGAGCUGGAUUUGAAGUAUUAUUAGAAAAAAGAAACGAUGAACUUAUUGAUGAGAAUAAACAAUUGUUGAUACCAACAUGCAAGACAACAAUUUUUAAAACUAUGGGCAAGAAACUUAUUUAAAUAAAGUUUAUUAGUUUUAUUAUUUUUCAUAAAAAUUUAUUUGUAUCUUAGAUAUUUCAUAUUUAAUAAAUAGAUGAUAAUAAAGUAAUAUGAAAA